UUAAUCAAGUUAAAAGGAAUCAAAUGUGUUUCAGAUGAGGUGAUAUAAUGUUACCACCAUUAGUUUGUGUUCAUAUUUCUUGAUGAUUUAAAGAUUUUCUGAUUUACAUGUGUUGAUGAUUAACUUUACAUUGAAAGAUAUUGGCAAUUGUUAUUAUUGGUGAUUGACUGAUUGUAAUUACAAUUAAAUAUGAUACUAUGUUUAAUUUUCUUCUAAUCUGACAUUCAUGUGAUAAUGGUUUGUUCAUCUAGCCCUUUUCCAAGUAUAUUUAUCUUGAACACACACAAUAAUCUAUCAAAUGGUAAUGAUUUAUCACUGAAUCAUCGUAUUGAUCACCAGAUACCAAAGGGAUUGUGAUUUUGGUUUUCUUUUUUUUUCAUUUGAAAUUGGAUCUUUUUCUUGUCUCAUGUUUGUCUUAUCAUCUUGUGUAAAUUGUGUCACAUUAAUUGUUACCAAUUAAUCCUCUGUAACCAAAGAAUCCCUGGAUUGAUAGAUCAAAAUCUAUAUAAAGUCAAGUGGAUUAUCUUCUGAUUCAUCAUUGUUCAUCAUCAAUCACCGAUUUAAUAUUUUCUCUCUCUCUCUCUCCACAACAAUAAUCAGAUUUCCUCUCACUCAAAGUUACACCCGGUUAAAAGUCUCAGGUUUUAAUCAUGAAUGGAAAUGACUGUAAGAAACCUCGUAAACAGGUACGAGUUUGGUGCGAUGGAUGCUACGAUAUGGUCCACUAUGGUCAUGCUAAUCAACUCAGACAAGCCAAAGAAAUGGGAGAUUAUCUGAUUGUAGGUGUACACACCGAUGCAGAGAUAAUGAAACAUAAAGGUCCACCGGUGUUCAAUGAAAAGGAAAGGUACAAAAUGGUUCGAGCCAUUAAAUGGGUUGAUGAAGUGGUUGAAGGUGCUCCUUAUGUAACAACCCUUGAGACACUUGAUAAGUAUGAUUGUGAUUUUUGUGUUCACGGUGAUGAUAUAACAUUUGACUCUGAAGGUCUUGACACUUAUCGGUUGGUUAAAACUGCAGGUCGAUAUAAGGAAUGUAAAAGAACCGCUGGUGUAUCAACAACCGAUCUUGUUGGUAGAAUGCUUUUGGUGACUAAAGAUCAUCAUCAACACUCUUCCGAUGAUACACCAAACAAGGAACAAGCUUCGUCCAUUGGUUGUGAUUCAUCAACCCAUUCACCUUGGACUGGAAUAUCUCAAUUUCUUCCAACUACUCAGAAAAUAAUUCAAUUCGCUGAGGGAAAAGAGCCAAAACCUGGAGACAGAAUUGUUUAUGUUUCCGGUGCAUUCGAUUUAUUUCACAUUGGCCAUGUUGACUUUUUAGAGAAGGUUAAAGCUCUCGGCGAUUAUCUUAUCGUUGGCCUCCAUUCGGACCAAAUAGUCAAUCAAUACCAUAAAAGCAACUAUCCCAUCAUGAACCUUCAUGAGAGAGUACUUUCUGUCCUUGCUUGUAAGUAUGUUAAUGAAGUCGUCAUGGGAGCUCCUUACACGAUCUCUGAAGACUUGAUGGACCACUUUAAAGUUGAUUUGGUUUGUCAUGGGAUAACCAGAUACGAGAACGAUUCAAAUGGGAAAGAUCCGUUUGAAGUACCAAAGAAACGAGGAAAAUUCAAAAUUGUGGACAGUAAAAAUAAUCUGUCAACUUCCGACAUAGUUAAUAGGAUCGUUAAGAAUCGUUAUGAAUAUUCAGUUCGUAAUAAUGAAAAAGAGAUGAAGGAAAUCAAAGCCUUUGAAGCAUUGAAAGCAGCUAAGUCAUCACCAACAAUUGCAAAUGAUUCAAAUAAUAACAGGGAUGUCGCAGCUUAAUCCUAAUCCGAGUGAGAUAAUCUUUUCCCUCUCUCAAUUGUCCGUCUGAAAUUUGCCUUCACCACAAACUAUACUUUCUUUUAAUCAUCAAGAAUCUUUUUUUGUUCGUCUUUUACUUAUUUGGUCUAUUAAUCCCUCUCAUGUCAUCAUUUCUUUAAUCUCAUGAGAUAAUCAGAAAGAAACUGGAGACACGAACCUUGUUUUCUUAAUUGUGGUUCAUGUUUCUUUCUAAUUUACUCUGAGAUGUUUUUGUAAAUUAAUUCGUAGCAUUUGAAAUUGUAAAACAAUUUCGAUUGCUAAUCUCUUCUAAUUACCACUGUUUUUAUAGUAACUCUUUUAUUUUUCUUUUUAUCGAAAUUAUUGUAAUUAUGAAUUAUUUGUCGUGCUUAUGGAAAUAAAGAAAAAGCUCUGUUUGCUCAAAUCUUUUA
Panonychus citri (citrus red mite) is the source of this 2230-nucleotide messenger RNA. RefSeq names its product ethanolamine-phosphate cytidylyltransferase-like (gene Pect). Gene Ontology annotation, molecular function: ethanolamine-phosphate cytidylyltransferase activity. Gene Ontology annotation, biological process: phosphatidylethanolamine biosynthetic process. The transcript has 5 exons. NCBI's taxonomy places the organism in Eukaryota, Metazoa, Arthropoda, Arachnida, Trombidiformes, Tetranychidae. The record is from RefSeq and is a predicted model, not a curated record. Gene Ontology annotation, cellular component: cytoplasm. Bases 651 to 1802 code for a protein of 383 amino acids.